This is a messenger RNA of Anguilla rostrata (American eel), 6110 nucleotides long. Its product is annotated as SH2 domain-containing protein 4A-like. The record is from RefSeq and is a predicted model, not a curated record. Gene Ontology annotation, cellular component: cytoplasm. NCBI's taxonomy places the organism in Eukaryota, Metazoa, Chordata, Actinopteri, Anguilliformes, Anguillidae. Bases 1581 to 2603 code for a protein of 340 amino acids. The transcript has 8 exons.
ACCCCCACAGCCCUCUAAACGCUGUCUCCCUCUCUCUCCCCCUCUUUCUGUCACUCUCUCCUUCCUUUCUCUCAGUCUCCACUCCACUUUCAAAAUUCUGUUUCUCAAUCGUCUUCUUUAUCCCUCAGGGAACAGCAUUUACCACAGAUACAGCUCUCUUUCUGUCUGUCUCUCAUUCUUUCUUCCUCUCUCUGUCUCUGCCUCUCUCUCUCUCUCUCUCCGACAGUGAAGCAUACUUUGCUAACUCGUUUACUUGCUCAGUAUCAAAGUGGAACAUUGUUAUGCCAUGCAAGUGAUUUUUCUUUGUUUGAGAGAACAUCUUCACAACAUCUUCACUUCCCCCUCUUUCUUUCAGCCUCUCUCUCUCUCCACCCCCUCUCUCCAUCUUUCUCUCUCUCUCUCUCAGCAGUAAACUUUGGAUAUAACCACUAACACAUUUGCAUACCAGCUGAGUGACAGCAUUCUGUGUCUGACUCUCAGUAGUGCACCUUCGCUGUUGCUGCUGUUCAUGUUGUCACAAUUAUCAAUGUCACAGCCAGCCACAGGAGAGAGAGAUUUACAGAUAAACAAUACAGCGUGCUACCUGUUCAAUGUGUAAACAUUAUAAUUACAGUUCACUAAAUGUUUAUAUAUUUAUACUGUGUGUAUACGUAUAUAUUUUUGUGUUGUUUUCAUUCCUUUAGAAUUGUUAUAGAAUGCUUGCAUAUUAUAUGUAUUUCAUGCCAAUAAAGCAUAUUGAAUUGAACUGAGAAAGAGAGGGGGGGUAGAGUGAGAGAGAGGGAGAGAGAAGGGGGAGAGUGAGCGAGAGAGAGAGGGAAUGGGGAGAGUGAGAGAGAGGGAAAGAGAGAGGAGAGACAGAACAAAGUUUUGUUAAGGACCUGUCGGCUAUGCUGUUGGGGUGCUGCCUUGUUUAAUGGGGUUCACAGCAGACAGAGGUGAAGUUUGGCUCGGGUCAGAUCAGAACUGCCAGAUGAAGAGAAAGAAUGAGGAAGAGUGGGUCUGACAGGCCCCCAAAAUCAGCCUAACAUCCCAUAAUGUUAGCACUGGGAAUCUGCCAGCACCAGUUCCUACAAAACAGACAUUUAAAAAAAAAAUGAAAAGGAAGUGAGAAUCAUUUAAUUCAAUUCAACUGAAGCUUUACUACUGUGACAGAACGACAAACCUUUUUUGAAAGCACAUUAAACAAGUCCACAAACGCAAAAGCAACAGGCUAACCAAAAAUAGAGAAUGAACAAAAAAGACAAGAGAAGGACAGAGGGGAGAAAAAAUAAAGAGAGAGAUGAAAGGGUAAAAGGCAGAAAAGUGGUACAAAAAAGAAAGAAAGAAAGAAAGAAAGAGAAAACCAGCUGACACCAGACUGUGAAAUGGGCCUUUCCUUUCUGCUGCAGAUUCCCAGCUGACGUCUGUCUGGUGACGGGGUGCGGAGAGGGUGUGAAACAUGGCCGCCGCACUGACGGUCCUAUAGAGGGAGCCGUUGUCCGACUCUCCCUCUCGCCCUCUUCCCAAAACAACACGUUGUUCUUUUAAGCGGGAGAAAAGGAGGGGGAUUCCCUCUCCCCUCCACUCGCAGCGGCCCGAAAAUGUUGCAGCAGAUUCUGAAGGACAUGUACAUCGACCCGGACGUCCUGGAGGCGCUGAACGAGGAGCAGAAGCAGACCCUCUUCCUGAAGAUGAGGCAGGAGCAGGUGCGGCGCUGGACGGAGCGCGAGGAGAAGCUGGACAGGGAGGGAAGCGCCGCGCUCAAAUCCAAGCAGACGAAAGCCAGCAAGAAGAGAGUCAGCUGGCUCCUGGGACGCGACGGGGACGUACAUGUCCGUGUGAUCGGAGAAACGGAUGAAGUCAGGUCCGCGAAAUUAAUUUACUCUGAGCUGAGCCAGACGAAGGGGUCCGGCCUGCAGGGCGACUCACGGAACCAAAGCAACACCAUAAAGAGCAGCCUGGUCGCCAGAGCGUGCCCGGAGCCCGAGAACGUACCGGCCCAAACACCGCCAGGGAUACAGCUACAGUUUAAGGGCGUCCGACCGGCCUCCGAUUUGACGCAGCAUCCUCCGCCCUCUCAGAACUCAGCAGACUUGAAGUCAGGGACUCAUUCACCCCCUCUGCAGGCCCCGCAGCCCGAGCAGCAGCAGAGCCCCUCCCCCGAGGACCCGGAGGAGGACGACGAUGACGAUGAAGACGACUCUGUCAGCCUGUCGGCGCUGCUCUACCGAUCACACCUCAGGCGGGACAACACGGCGUCAAUCUCGGACAGGCUCCGCUCACAGCGCGCUGACCCGCCGUCGAGCGCAGACAGACUCCGCCUCCAGGAAGCCCUACAGCCAAGCAAAGGUAAAGACAUCCAGCCUGUGGCAGCCAGACAGCGUGAGGAGACUGAAGGGGCGGGGCCUAAAUGGGCGGGGUCCGCUGAAGGCGAGGACCACGGCCUGGCCCGCGGUCGGGUGGCACAGCUCACGAAGGCCUUCGGCACGCCCGUCCCCAAGCACCUCACCCUGUCCCGCCCGAAAUCAAAGCCGCCCCUCCCAAAGAAACCCGCCCACCUACUGUUCGCCUCCCCCCCCCAGAUAAUCCCACAAGCCCCAGGGGCAAAUCCAGAGAGACGCUGACCCCACCCGCGACCCCCCCCCACCCCCCCACCCCCACCCCAAGCCAAAUGAGCUGGAAACACCAGCCGCCAACCGGCAGGGGCGGGGCUGCAAGCUGCCUGGUUAAGUUAUUACAUGUUCUCUACUUGUUCCCCCCCCCCCCUUUUUCUUUAAACAUAGCGGUAAAAAUCAGAGAUUCCAAGAUUUUUUUGUUUAUUUUUUACUUCAGCAUUACUGUAUAUACUCUCAGAGGGAAAGGAACACCGAAAAUACUCUUCUUUUUUCAAUACUCUAAAUGUUUUCGGAAAGGACGGCUUUGUUUUGACUGGGAUUUUUUUUUUUAGCCCAUGGAUUCUGGAGAUCCUCAUAACCAGCAGGGCGACACAAGAUCGCUUUUCCACCUCGAAGUGCAAUAUCUGCUCUCGUACUGUAUAUAUAAAUCAAGGUGGCUUUUUUUUGGUGGAUUGUAAAAUGGUGUCGGGGAGAGGGAAAAACGGGUGAUCCGCGCGCCAAUCUGGGGACGUCUGCCUCCGACGCUACUUCCUUUCUGGAACAGGAAGUCAUGCACGUCAUGUGACGGCCCACCCGGAACUGUCCGUAUCUGAGGAUAGAUUGCACCUGUCCUCUGCCCAGGGAGGUGAGGAUUAAAAGCAGACAGCGACGGUGGGAGUGAGGGAGAGAGGGAGGAAGGGAGGAAUGGAGAAAGAGAGAGGCAGACAGGCAUCCAGGCUUGCGUUUUAUUUGAGGCCAAGAAAAACUGAACCCCGCCAUUGACUUGCUGCAGCUGACCUGAAUUUAAAUGUAUUUUCCCAAAUUACCCCCCCCUCAUCCCUUUUCCUUUGACACCAACAGCCCAUGAAUGCCCCUGCUCUCCUAUGACCUCACAUCGCAGAACUUCCAGCCUCUCCCACCACAUCCGUCCCCGCUCUCUAACUGGCUGGUGCGGAGACAGUCCAAACAAUCUAAACCGGUCCAAAAACAGUUUGUGGUCAGCUGAACCCUGACCGCCCUGGAGAACACACAUCCCGUAGCCACCAUUACAGAGAGGGUGGGAGACCGUGGCCAGCACGGGGACAGAUGUUGCGGAGAACAGCUGGACCUGCAGCUGUCCCGCCCUGUUGCCGAACUGCGGAAGCCAAACUGGGGCUGUGCUAGCCCUCCCACGGGAGGGACACAGAGACAGAGACAGAGCCAGGCCCUCUGGUAAAACCAGACAACUCCUCAGGAAGGUACCCAGCAGUUAAAGCAGGGCUCUGACUUCCUGUAAUCAUUACACGUCCCUCACAAUUCACGCGGAGGGUAACCUGGGUGGACAACGUCUAAAUGCCAAAAUUCAUCCCUGUGCCACAUCAACCGAGCCUGCUGAGUCGCUCUUAGCGUCCGUCGUAGCUGAAGUGUGCUGAGCACUGUGCUAUAUAACUGGCUGCAGUGCAGUAGGUUUUUUUUUUUUUUCUUUUUGGAAAGGCGCUGUUGUCUGAUCUUAGAUUUCCUACGCACUGAGACCUCCCUAGAAACUUAAUUUAUUCCCUCCUGACGGAAAAUGAAGCAUCGUCACAGCGUGAAAAACAAGGUUCUUUGGCAUCGUUAAUAGGAGGGGGUGAAGUUGGGAGAAUUAUUUCACUAUAAUGAACGGCAAUUCAGACAUGAUUUCAUAGCGGGCAGGUACAGCACUCCGUGCUCAAUGCUUAUAGGCUGGUUAAUACUAAUAUGUGUCAGCUGAUUUACACAAUAGGAGAACGCAGAAAAACUUUUCCUAAAAUAAUACACAUUAAUCUCAAAUGCAAUUGCUAACACAAUGAUCAAUGACACCAUUCAAACGACUACAAAUGUAUUGUACUGUAAUUUACAUUACCAUCUUUUAAAACACGUAAUCUAAUUGUAUUACAGAGAGUAAGCUAUGUCGUAUUAGCUACUGACAUACGAAUGUGCAUGUCUGUCUAAAUAAAUGUGAUCUCAAAGGUUAAAGCGUUCAGUUUACCAAUUUAACUAUGCGAAAAACAUUUAAGGAACCUUCUUCACAGUAACAACGUUAGGAGUGUGGUAACGUUAUCAUAAAUGAAAAUUUAACUAUUUCACGUGUUAAGGUUUGUGGAUAACAGCAAUGUCGUGCUACGUUAUCAUAUCAACACUAAGCCAGGUAUGAUAGCCAAAGCCACCUUUUUAAUAUUAGCAAGAAAUGCCAUCUUCGGCUAACGUUAUUAGCGUACAUAUGCAGUAAGUUAAUUUAAGAUAAACUUAUGCAAGGUUGUCAUUCACUGCAAAUGGACUGCAGUUGUAUUUAGCGGCAUCCUUAUCCUCAGCCCAUAGGCUAUACACUAGGAUACCGAACAACCGCACCAAGAUUUCCGAUCAUCCGUUGUAAUAAUGUGCAAGCACUAGAACCCUUAUCUAACGUUAUGGGUUGAACCAACGUGCCGACUGAGACAAACGUUGCCACAACAACAGAGCCACCGACCGGGUCAAAGUUCAAUCGAUUUUAGGUCACAGCGUGGCAUCAUCGGUAGCAGUAGUAUAAACCAGGGGGUUGAUCGAUCCGUGAACGCGGCUGGACAAUUGGGCUAUUCCAAAUUAAGGUGGAUAGCUACACAGAGCCGCGCGUUUGGUGCCAAAAUAUUUAAAUGAAAAUAAAAAAUAAAUUAGAAGGAGCAUAAACCAACUUUACAGCUGGUGGUAAUACAAGAUCCGCUGCCUGGUGUGCAAGCUAGCCCCCAACUAAUCAGUUUAAUUUAUGAGAAAACAUGCAUACUGUUCAAAACCUGUUGUUAGCUGGGGAAGAAAAGCCUAAAUAAAUUAAAGCACAUUUAUGGAGCUGUGAGUGCUUGCAAUUUCACAACAAAUAAAUCAAACACCUGUAUUAGCUGGCUACUAACGGAAGUCUCUAAGAUUAGCAAAGCUAUUUAAAGCUAGUGCAUUUCAGCUGAAGGAAAGUAAUGGGAUGUUGUUACUGUUACACAAAAGUGUUUGUUACUAAUUAUUUCUUAACACUGAUACACAUUGAGCUACUGACAUUUUAAGUCUUCCGAGUCUCACACAAGUGUCGGCCCACUAUUUUAGUUGUGGACUGAAUUGCCAAAAAGAAGUGAAACAAGCUGAUGUUCUUCAUCUGUACCUUAGUUCUGCGGUCUGCAGUUCCUCUCUGUUGUCAGUGCAUGCCAAAAUGUACCAGUUUCCUGUCACAUGACCACAGUGUGCCAACACUUCCUGACUGGCUAGUGUCUGCCAAGUCUGCCAUUUCUAGCUCAGUGAGCGUGGAUGUACGGAUGGUCAAUGCAUUGUUUCUGGAGGACUAUUGAUGUGUGAGUGUCAGUUUUUCUCAGUGUUUAAAAAAAGAAAAAAAAAUCAUGUUUUAUAUUUUUUUGGUUGACAUUUGUAUAGCCAAUGCCCAUAAAGAGUUGUAUUGUGUGUGUUUUUUUUACAUUGAUGAUGAGUUGUAUGCCAGGUACAGUGAGGGUGACACGGUGGCCAGGGACACUGCAUGUUGUUGAUGCUCAGCGGAGACAUGGUGAUACAAUAAAACAGGUGACCCUG